AUGGCGACGCGACAGGGAUCGUUUCGGGCGCGCCCGAUCGAUGUCACGUCGCAACUCGCGCUUUUGCGCGAUCCCGAGGCGAUUAAGGAUGAGCAAGUGGUGCAGCGAGAGGUGACGCACGCGCACAAGGCGCUGGAUAAGGAGAACGAGGAGGUUCUGACGAAGGAAACCACGGCGGGGGUGAGCGAGAUUCCCAUUCCCGAGAUCUUACCCGUGGCAUCGUACGAGACGGAUUAUCCGACGAAUUAUAAGCAGCCGGAACAUUACCUGCGGUCGAAGCUGACGUGCGGCUUGACGCCGGCGGAGACGGUGGGAUACGUCGAAUACGACCUGGAUAACGAAGACGAGGAUUGGUUGGAAAAUUAUAACGAUGGCGCCGACGUUUUAAGCGCGGAGAAAUUCGAGGAGAUGCUGUGGAAGCUCGAGUUGGCGUGCUCAGAGGCGAACGAGCGUAUCAUGAAGGCAAACACAGCGAUGGCGGCGGCGCGCGGACAGGUGAUCAGUUAUCAAGAGAAGGUCGACGCGCUGGGGGUGGUGGCAAACUUACCGAGGGAAAAGGCUCUGGAGCUGCUGCAAGAGAUCAGUGGGAAGCAGGCGAUUCUCACGGCAGUGUAUGAGUACUGGGUGGACAAGCGCAAGAGGUUGAAGAGGCCGAUUUUACGUCGUUUGCAGCCGCCGCCGGCGCCCAACGACCCGAAUCCUUUCAAUGUGUUCAGGCCUCGGGAGAAAAUUUCUAGACCACAAACACGGCGACGCCGUGAGAACGACGUGUCGAGUUACGACAGGCUUCGCUCAGUGCGCAAAUCCUUUGAUAUCUCGAUCGGUAUUCUCGAGCUUAUGUUGAAGCGAGAGAAGCGUAAGAAUGAGAUGCUCACCGUCGAGCACGAACUCCAAAAUCUUCAGAUCAAGCUUCGACAUGAACCUAAAGCGUCGCACGAGGCGAUUGAACAAAAGGCGAUGGACGCGGACAAGAAGCGCGCCAAGUUGGAGAUCCCGGAGAAUCCGCCCAACAAGAACAUCGUUCUUGCCGGCGGCUCUGUGGAGCUCGUCAAGAAGCCCGACGGUCAGUACGUCGUUCUGGGAGACGACAUGGGCGAUAUUGCCGGACGCAAGCGUCGUCGCGAGCUCGGUCUCGCGGCGAUCGGCGGGUACCCUCCUCGUCCAAGAGUACAAAUCCAAGUGUUGCCGUACAAGCCUCCGCCGGAGAUCCCGGACAUCGAAAUGCUGUUCACGAAGACCCCGUCCAUGGUCGCUGUACGUCCAUUUUUGCUUCCGCUCGGCGUCGAUCUCAAGCAGUGCCGUCCACGCUACGGUCGGGGUGGUCGAAUCGUGUUCGAUCGCAAGGAUCCCAUCACACGCGAGGCGUUUUCGGUGGACUCGGAUGAAGACAUGGACUCCGACGAUGACGGCAAUCCUUUCAUGAUUCGUUCCGCUUUCGCGGUUGCGCAUUAA
Messenger RNA from Ostreococcus tauri, 1452 nucleotides. Its product is annotated as Enhancer of polycomb-like, N-terminal. Gene Ontology annotation, biological process: regulation of transcription by RNA polymerase II. NCBI's taxonomy places the organism in Eukaryota, Viridiplantae, Chlorophyta, Mamiellophyceae, Mamiellales, Bathycoccaceae. Gene Ontology annotation, cellular component: piccolo histone acetyltransferase complex. The record is from RefSeq and is a predicted model, not a curated record. The coding region runs from base 1 to 1452 and encodes 483 amino acids. The transcript has a single exon.